CCCUUCCCGGGAGAAAAGCUUAGCCAGGGGCAGAGGCCGCGGCUAUCUCCUGUGGGCAAGGACCUGGCCCAGAGCCGCUCCCGAAUGUGCAUCUCGUCGCCCCUCGACUGAGGCUGCGUUUUUAUCGUCAGGGCCAGGCAGGACUCAGAAGCCUGGCUUCGCCAGGCAAAGAGAACCGAUGGCGAAGUUCGCUGGCGUCUCAAAACCCCAGCGGGACUCGCUCCAGGGCAAAGCGGGUCCCGGGCUGCAGCCAGAGGGAAAGCGCGCCCGUGCAGACCCCACGACUUGCAAACCGCGCCAAGCGCGAAACUCUUCCGCUCCGCCACAAAACUGCCUCCGGGCUUGUUCGCUGCCAGCCAAUAGGCGGGUUCAGGAGGCGUGUCCGACGGAGCAACAAGCCAAUCGCACGUGCAAGAGGCCGGGCCGAGCGUCCCACUCUUACCGCCGCGGGAGAAUUGGCAUGGCUGUGUUGCGUCUGGCGACGCGGGCAAGAAGUCGCUGAGCAGGUGGCGUCGGAGAACGGGAUGGCCCCGCAGCAGAAGCCUAGCGCGGAACUGGUCCUGCACCGGCCGCCCUCUUCGGCCAUGCGGCUCUUCACCUGGGACGAAAUCCAGGCCCACACCAAGCAAGGCGACCCGGGGCGAGAGAUGUGGCUGGUGGUCGACAGGAAAGUGUACGACGUCCGCAGCUUCUACCUGAGACACCCCGGGGGCUCCCGGAUCCUGAUGAGCCACCUUGGGGAGGACGUGACGGAUGCCUUUGAAGCGUUCCAUGUCGACAAGUCAUUGGUGAAGAAGUAUUUGAACCCGCUGCUGAUUGGGGAGUUGGCACCAGAUCAAUCUAGUUUGGAACCCAGCAAAAAUGAAUCACUGAUCAUGGACUUCCGUGAGCUCCGCACCACUGUAGAGAAGAUGGGACUCCUGAAGCCCAACACUUACUUUUUCAUGGCGGUGCUCCUUCACAUCCUGCUCUUGGAUGCUGCAUCCUGGCUCAACUUCUUGUAUUUUGGAACCUCUUUACUGCCCUUCACUGUCUCUGUAGUGCUAUGUACAAUGUCCCACAACCAGGCUUCAUGGUUCCAACAUGAUUUGGGGCACCUUUCCGUCUUCCAGAAGCCCAAGUGGAACCACCUGCUUCACAAAUUUGUGAUGUGCCAUCUUCUUGGAGCAUCAGCCAACUGGUGGACUCUUCUGCACUCACAGCAUCACGCAAAACCCAAUUGCCACAGCAAGGACCCGGAUAUCGACAUGCACCCUGCCUUGUUUGCUUUGGGGAAGACCCUCUCUGUGGAGCUUGGGGUAAAGAAGACAAAGUAUAUGCCUUACAACCACCAGCACAAGUACUUCUCCUUCACAUUGCCACCACUGUUGUUCCCUACCUACUUCCAAUAUCACACCUUCUACAUUGCUUUCAAGAAGAAUUACUGGGUGGAUAUUGCCUGUAUGCUGAGCUUCUUCAUCCGAUUCUUCAUCGUCUAUGGGUGUUUUCUAGAAAUAAAAAGUCUUCUUAUAUUCUUCUUUUUGGUCAGGAUGUUGGAAAGCUCCUGGUUUGUCUGGGUCUCCCAAAUGAAUCAUAUACCCAUGACUAUAGAUUAUGACAAGAAUUUGGACUGGGUGUCCAUCCAGCUCCAGGCAACAUGUAACGUUGAUCAUUCCUGGUUCAACGACUGGUUUACUGGGCACUUGAAUUUCCAGAUUGAACACCAUCUUUUCCCUACGAUGCCCCGGCACAACUACUGGAAGGUGGUCCCUCUGGUGAAGUCUCUGUGUGCCAAACAUGGCAUUGAAUACAAGUGCAAGCCCCUGCUGACAGCCUUUGCAGAUAUUUUACGUUCCCUGAAGGAUUCUGGAGAGCUCUGGCUGGAUGCCUAUUUGCAUAAAUAAGUACUGGCUUCACAGAAAAGAUUCAUUCACGAUCUCUCCACAGAUGCCUUGGACCAGCAGAUUGCCUUGAACGCUUUUCCAACUCCCAAUGUUUCAUUGUUUCCUAUUUAUAAUAAAAUUUAUGUCUGAUA
Messenger RNA from Zootoca vivipara (common lizard), 2014 nucleotides. RefSeq names its product acyl-CoA (8-3)-desaturase. The record is from RefSeq and is a predicted model, not a curated record. NCBI's taxonomy places the organism in Eukaryota, Metazoa, Chordata, Lepidosauria, Squamata, Lacertidae. Gene Ontology annotation, biological process: lipid metabolic process. Gene Ontology annotation, molecular function: oxidoreductase activity, acting on paired donors, with oxidation of a pair of donors resulting in the reduction of molecular oxygen to two molecules of water. Gene Ontology annotation, cellular component: membrane.